Messenger RNA from Nomascus leucogenys (northern white-cheeked gibbon), 7039 nucleotides. Lineage: Eukaryota; Metazoa; Chordata; Mammalia; Primates; Hylobatidae. The record is from RefSeq and is a predicted model, not a curated record.
GCAGUUUUUUUCUUUUUCCCCAAUUUGGUUGCUGGAAACAGGGUAAAUGGAUUUUUAUACAUAUUAUAACCUGUUCCUCGUUAUAUAUGGAAAUACAAGUAGAGGAGCUCUCACUUGACAGUAGAAUCCAGGUUUUAAUGAAAACGACAUCCAAGGCCUAGUUAUCUGAACACAGCAAGGUCUAAAGGGCACUUGUCACAUUAAGCAAUUCCAAGUCAUAUUUUAAAUUACUUCCUUUCAUUCCUAAUAUUGCCCCCUGCUCUUCUUGUUUUUAUGUAUUGGGUAUAUUUUAUUUUCCUCUCAUUCCCAUUUUUCCUUCAAAUAUUUCUGCAGCUCUCUCCUUCCUGCUUCCUCCUUGCUGUGGUGGCUGGGAUGCUUCUUCCAUGAUUUUUUGAAUCUAGACUGGGCUGUUAUCUGUGUUAAACCAAUCAGUUGCGACCUUCUCUUAACAGUGUGAAGUGAGGGGGUCUCUCUCCCUCCUUCUCCUUCCUCUGUGAUUCACCUUCCUUUUUACCCUGCCCUGCGGCGGCUCCGCCCCUUACCUUCAUGGACGACUCAGAGGUGGAGUCGACCGCCAGCAUCUUGGCCUCUGUGAAGGAACAAGAGGCCCAGUUUGAGAAGCUGACCCGGGCGCUGGAGGAGGAACGGCGCCACGUCUCGGCGCAGCUGGAACGCGUCCGGGUCUCACCACAAGAUGCCAACCCACUCAUGGCCAACGGCACACUCACCCGCCGGCAUCAGAACGGCCGGUUUGUGGGCGAUGCUGACCUUGAGAGACAGAAAUUUUCAGAUUUGAAACUCAACGGACCCCAGGAUCACAGUCACCUUCUAUAUAGCACCAUCCCCAGGAUGCAGGAGCCGGGGCAGAUCGUGGAGACCUACACAGAGGAGGAUCCUGAGGGAGCCAUGUCUGUAGUCUCUGUGGAGACCUCAGAUGAUGGGACCACUCGGCGCACAGAGACCACGGUCAAGAAAGUAGUGAAAACUGUGACAACACGGACAGUACAGCCAGUUGCUAUGGGACCAGACGGGUUGCCUGUGGAUGCUUCGUCAGUUUCUAACAACUAUAUCCAGACUUUGGGUCGUGACUUCCGCAAGAAUGGCAAUGGGGGACCUGGUCCCUAUGUGGGGCAAGCUGGCACUGCUACCCUUCCUAGGAACUUCCACUACCCUCCUGAUGGUUAUAGCCGCCACUAUGAAGAUGGUUAUCCAGGUGGCAGUGAUAACUAUGGCAGUCUGUCCCGGGUGACCCGCAUUGAGGAGCGGUAUAGGCCCAGCAUGGAAGGCUACCGGGCACCUAGUAGACAGGAUGUGUAUGGGCCCCAACCCCAGGUUCGGGUAGGUGGGAGCAGCGUGGAUCUGCAUCGCUUUCAUCCAGAGCCUUAUGGGCUAGAGGAUGACCAGCGUAGUAUGGGCUAUGAUGACCUGGAUUAUGGUAUGAUGUCUGAUUAUGGCACUGCCCGUCGGACUGGGACACCCUCUGACCCUCGUCGGCGCCUCAGGAGCUAUGAAGACAUGAUUGGUGAGGAGGUGCCAUCGGAUCAAUACUACUGGGCUCCUUUGGCCCAGCAUGAGCGAGGAAGUUUAGCAAGCUUGGAUAGCCUGCGCAAAGGAGGGCCCCCACCUCCUAAUUGGAGACAGCCAGAGCUGCCAGAGGUGAUCGCCAUGCUUGGAUUCCGCUUGGAUGCUGUCAAGUCCAAUGCAGCUGCAUACCUGCAACACUUAUGCUACCGCAAUGACAAGGUGAAGACUGACGUGCGGAAGCUCAAGGGCAUCCCAGUAUUGGUGGGAUUGUUAGACCAUCCCAAAAAGGAAGUGCACCUUGGAGCCUGUGGAGCUCUCAAGAAUAUCUCUUUUGGACGUGACCAGGAUAACAAGAUUGCCAUAAAAAACUGUGAUGGUGUGCCUGCCCUUGUGCGAUUGCUUCGAAAGGCUCGUGAUAUGGACCUUACUGAAGUUAUUACUGGAACCCUGUGGAAUCUUUCAUCCCAUGACUCAAUCAAAAUGGAGAUUGUGGACCAUGCACUGCAUGCCUUGACAGAUGAAGUGAUCAUUCCUCAUUCUGGUUGGGAGCGAGAACCUAAUGAAGACUGUAAGCCACGCCAUAUUGAGUGGGAAUCGGUGCUCACCAACACUGCUGGCUGCCUUAGGAAUGUAAGCUCAGAGAGGAGUGAAGCUCGCCGGAAACUUCGGGAAUGUGAUGGUUUAGUUGAUGCCCUCAUUUUCAUUGUUCAGGCUGAGAUUGGGCAGAAGGAUUCCGACAGCAAGCUUGUAGAGAACUGUGUUUGCCUCCUUCGGAACUUAUCAUAUCAAGUUCACCGGGAGAUCCCACAGGCAGAGCGUUACCAAGAGGCAGCUCCCAAUGUUGCCAACAAUACUGGGCCACAUGCUGCCAGUUGCUUUGGGGCCAAGAAGGGCAAAGAUGAGUGGUUCACCAGAGGGAAAAAACCCAUAGAGGAUCCAGCAAACGAUACAGUGGAUUUCCCUAAAAGAACGAGUCCAGCUCGAGGCUAUGAGCUCUUAUUUCAGCCAGAGGUGGUUCGGAUAUACAUCUCACUUCUUAAGGAGAGCAAGACUCCUGCCAUCCUAGAAGCCUCAGCUGGAGCUAUCCAGAACUUGUGUGCUGGGCGCUGGACGUAUGGUCGAUACAUCCGCUCUGCUCUGCGUCAAGAGAAGGCUCUUUCUGCCAUAGCUGACCUCCUGACUAAUGAACAUGAACGGGUGGUGAAAGCUGCAUCUGGAGCACUGAGAAACCUGGCUGUGGAUGCUCGCAACAAAGAAUUAAUUGGUAAACAUGCUAUUCCUAACUUGGUAAAGAAUCUGCCAGGAGGACAGCAGAACUCCUCUUGGAAUUUCUCUGAGGACACUGUUGUCUCUAUUUUGAACACUAUCAAUGAGGUUAUCGCCGAGAACUUGGAGGCUGCCAAAAAGCUUCGAGAGACACAGGGCAUUGAGAAGCUGGUGUUGAUCAACAAAUCAGGGAACCGCUCAGAAAAAGAAGUUCGAGCAGCCGCACUUGUAUUACAGACAAUCUGGGGAUAUAAGGAACUGCGGAAGCCACUGGAAAAAGAAGGAUGGAAGAAAUCAGACUUUCAGGUGAAUCUAAACAAUGCUUCCCGAAGCCAGAGCAGUCAUUCAUACGAUGACAGUACUCUCCCUCUCAUUGACCGGAACCAAAAAUCAGAUAAGAAACCUGAUCGGGAAGAAAUUCAGAUGAGCAAUAUGGGAUCAAACACAAAAUCGCUAGAUAACAACUAUUCCACACCAAAUGAGAGAGGAGACCACAAUAGAACACUGGAUCGAUCAGGGGAUCUAGGCGACAUGGAGCCAUUGAAGGGAACAACACCCUUGAUGGUAAAUUCUCUUUAUAUACUGCUGUCUGUCUAAGGCUAGUUCUAUUUUGAAGCCUAUGUGUUUUGUGAAAUACAAAAAAAAGUACAGAGAAAGAUCGCAUCCUUUUCUGGUAGGGGUUUUUAGGAAAAAGUAAGAGUUCUGACUCAUGUUGGGAUUUCUUGGGCCGUUAUUCUGCAGUGGUCAAAAUGGGGGAAGCAUGUCUGUAAAAGUGUUACUGAUAUGACUAACACUAACUGAUCUACUUUCAAACAUUACCUUUUUCCUCUCCCUCCCUGUUUAUGAAUGUUUUGCCCUUCUCUUACUAUUAUAUCUUGUUUUGUUUGAGUUUACAAAUUUUCAGAGUUUCCCUAGCUCUGGCACACACUCAUGAGGUUCCUGUCUCUACUCAUACUAACAAAUUGCAUGUGUUCACAGCAGGACGAGGGGCAGGAAUCUCUGGAGGAAGAGUUGGAUGUGUUGGUUUUGGAUGAUGAGGGGGGCCAAGUGUCUUACCCCUCCAUGGUAUGUCCUUCAGUCACCCCUAAGAUUGUCCUUGAGGAAGGAGGCUCCUGAGUGCCAGCAACUUGUCAAUCACGCUGAUCUGAUCAGGCCAGAGACUAACUAGUCUCAGCCACAUGGGGCUUGAGGGGUUCUGCUUUUAUGAUUAUUACCUCUUACGAGUCUGGGACAUGCAGCUGGUGAUCUGAUUCUCCAUUAUGUGCUGCUCUCCUUUCUCCAGAUUUGCUCAACUUUUUUUUGGGGGGGGGGUCUCCUUAAUCCCAACCCAUUAACAUUCUCUCUUUCUCUUUUUUCUCCACAGCAGAAGAUUUAGCACCACUAUCUCCGUUCCAUCUGGGCUUAUAUGUACUUUUAUCUUUUGGUGGUGAAAUUGACUGAUGAUUUUCCUUUUUCUUCGCUGGACUAUUGUGCCAACUGCCAGGCUGCCUCCUGCCCUUACAGCCCUAAGUGGCUGCCUUCUUUCCAUCAACUCCCAACUUCUUCCGGUGAAGUUUAAUUGUCCCAACGCCUCCCCCUCCUCCAUUUUCCUCCAUUUUUCUCCCAAGAAGCCUGACUCAAUUAUUUGCAUAUUUUGAGAAACUGCUGCAGAUUAGUUCUUUUUGCCAGUUUUCCCUGGAACUCCUGGCCUUUUGUGGAGGGAGGGAUGGAGAGAAUAGGAAUCUUCACUGGAAGCCGUGGGAAGAAUUGGAAGUUACAUGCUGUAUAUGCAAUGUCCAGCAGUCUGAUAAACUGAUGAUUCUUAAUCAAGAUUUUUUUCCUGGUGGGGAAGGGACUUUUAUUUUCUUUUAGAGAGGGGAAAGUGUGAGCUCUUCCCUUAUUCCUAAUGGCUAUUUUUGAAGCAAAGAAGGCCGGCAACAUUGGCACAUGCCACCUGGCAAAGGACCCUUGAGUAAGUGAAGGUCUCCUAGAAGUGGGAUUAAGAAACCUUGCCCUCCUCAUCUCCAAGGCAGGGACCAUCAAGAACCUACAAGACUCCAUCUCUUCUGCAAGCCUCAUGCCAACCCUGGGCUAUUGCUGCUGCCCCUUAAACACAGGCUGUCCUUAACCCACCUCUCCUGCCCUGUGAUAUGUCUGCUGAGUUGGCCUGGCCAUUUCCAAGAGGCUGUAGAAAGGGGAGGAUGUCAAGGAAGACUUUUGGUUGAGAAGGAGCAGAAACAUGUGUUUUUGGGAAGAAGAAGACCUCUAGGAGGAGCUAGUAGGAAUGUACAUGAAGCAAUUAGUCUGAAACUGGCUUCCCCACUCCCCUGUUUCUCCUUUUCCUAUCCUUAUAGGCCUGUCCCUUGCCUCUGCCCUGGAUUGGUUGGCAAACUAAAGGACUUGAUGUACAUAACUCCUGUCCCUUUUACCCUUACAAGGUGGGGAUUGCCCCUGGCUUUGCCUCUUCUUUGUGCCUUUGGCCUGGGGUGCAUCUCCUCCCGCCCUUCCAUGUGCCUUUCUUUGCCUCUGCAGUCUCAUUUCUCAUAAUUUUGCAAAUUAUAUUUUGUUGCUUUCUUACCUACUAUUAGCCCUAAAUAGCAGAAAGAAGAGAAGUGACCUAGAGAACCUCAGAUUCUUCAUUGAGGAUUGGUAUAGCCAUGAUUUCAGUUAUAGCAAGCUUUUGCUCAGCAGCAUAUGGGUGGGAUUUUGCAAAAAUCCUAUUCUGAUGAAUCUCAAAGUAAGGUUGGUAAGAGAAGUGAGUGGUGUGACUCUUACUCCUUAGGUGCCCAGAAUUUACCAUCAUCUCUGAAGGAAUUACAGGGAAGUGGUCUCCCCAAUUCUCCCCUCCCUCCAGUAUUGCCUCCUCUCACUUUAGCAUAUGUUAAUUAGCAGGUUGGGCUAGAGAAAUCAGCUGCUAUGCGGGUUGAUUAUUAUUAUUUUUAAUCCUUUUCCUUAUUUGCCUUCUACUCCCCUUAAUCUAAUCUAAAAGCUCUGUUCCAUGCAACUGGAGUUCUUUAUCCCUCUCUUCCCCUUCCCUUAUAUAUUGAGGCUAUGGGGUAGGAGAAAAGUGCACAACCCACCACCCCCUUUACUCAUGCAUUAAAAUUUCUUGUUUACCCUUUUCCCCCUUCCCAUUUCUUCCCACUUUCAUCUACCUUUCCUGGCAAAAAGGAGCCUUUUGUUCUCUCUGACCCUAAGAGCACACUGCACAGGGGAAAUUGCCCCAUCCAGACCUGGCUCCACUCUUGAUUUCUCUUGUCUUCUUCUGCUCUUUUCCUGGUGCUCUUUUUUCUCGGUGGGGUGUGGGUAAUAGAACAGCCAUGGGCUUUUGGGGACCUUUAACUUUUUUUUUUCCUCUUUUGUUUAUAAAAAACACUAAACAUUCAUUUCCAGAGAACCAAAAAUCCCACCUUCCCACCGAACACUACUAAGGGGCUUGUGUUCUGCUCCAUACCUUUUCUCCUUUCUUUCUGUCUUGUUAAUGCUUUUAAAAACAAAUGAGUUUUUUAUAUAAAUAAAGUUUUUAAAGUGUGUAUGUGGGGGGUCUGUGUCAUUUCUUCACUUCAAGCUGUUAUUUCUUCCCCGCUUUGCAUCUUUGUUACUUCCUUAUGUAUCAGUGUCCUUUCCAGAGCAACCAGAAGGAGGUUAUACCAGGAUUUAUUUUGAGCUCAGCCCCAACUCUUUAUCAAGCAACAUUCUUGUUAACUAUAUGUGAAACAUUUUUUCUUCUGAAGAUUCUUAAAAAUUGAAUGUGGCUGAAGUUGAACAUGGGAGCUUAUUGCUAACUUAGAGAUAGGAAACUGAAGCAUAAAGAAUUAAUGAUUUUAAUUACUGGAAUUCUUCUGCAACAUUUGACAAAACUAACAUUGAAUAAGGCCCACUGUAAUACGUAGCCCUCUUAAAUAUAACACUUAGGACUAGAAGAUUAGAAACUACCAAUCCCAACUACCUAAUAAAUAGGAAAAUGUAGGAUCAAAAGGCCCAUGUAUAUAAGUACUGACCACUGGGCCAUAAUGUUGCUUCUCAGGCUAUAUGCAGUCCUUUAGUCAGAAGUCAAUAGACAGGCCUAUUUAUUAAUAUUUUACAGACCGUAUUACCUGGAUUACCAGGGACUGUCUUUGCUGCAGAGACCAAGGGUUAAGAUCUAUGGGAAGAGACUUAUUUUUCUGAGGUCCUUAUGUCCUGUCGUAUAAUUGAAGACUCAAGAGAAUUUAUGUGAAAUGCUUUCUGUAUGCCCAAAUCUUUAGAUUAAAAUUAUAUAGCUGCUCCU